This is a messenger RNA of Pangasianodon hypophthalmus (striped catfish), 5472 nucleotides long. It is a transcript of the gene esrrga, whose product is annotated as estrogen-related receptor gamma a. Bases 408 to 1862 code for a protein of 484 amino acids. Lineage: Eukaryota; Metazoa; Chordata; Actinopteri; Siluriformes; Pangasiidae. Gene Ontology annotation, molecular function: nuclear steroid receptor activity; steroid binding; zinc ion binding. Gene Ontology annotation, biological process: regulation of DNA-templated transcription. The record is from RefSeq and is a predicted model, not a curated record. Gene Ontology annotation, cellular component: nucleus. The transcript is spliced from 8 exons.
AUUGGCUACACAGGCACCAAUCUGGCACGAGGAAGGGCCAGGGGGGACUGCAUAUGCAAAGCCUCGCUUCAUAUUCAUGAGCACCAAUCGUGGCUUUAAGUCCUUGAUUAGAAGAGUGCAAGAGCUUUUGGUCCCAACUGGCUGUGCCUAUAGGCUUGUCACUGGGAGAACGCUUCCUGUUAAUUGCACUGCUCAAGUGACGGGACGGCAAGAGGAGGAGGAGAGAGAGAGAGAGAGAGAGAGGGACAAAUAGAGAGAGGCAAAAAAGAGAGAGAGACAGAGACAGAGAAAGAGAGAAACUUUGAUUUAGAGAAGCGCUUGCUCAAAUGAUGGUCACUGAGUGCAAAUGGAUUCAGUAGAACUUUCAAUGCCUGAGUGUUUCUCGCUGCACUCUGAACAAGAGUAGAAUGAAUGUAUCAAAGGCCCAGGUUAAUAGCGAAGAUAAGUACGGCAAAUGCGGUGCAUGGAGAAUGCAACAGCAUUACACCGUCGAUACGCAUGCGCUCUAUAACCAAAGCAGGCUGCUUUGCAGAAUGUCCAGUAAGGACCGCCACAUUGAGUCCAACUGCCCCUCAUACAUCAAGACGGAACCCUCUAGCCCAGCCUCGCUGACCGACAGUGUCAACCACCACAGCCCCGGCGGCUCAUCAGACGCCAGCGGCAGCUACAGUUCUGCAAUGAACGGCCACCAGAACGGCUUAGACUCGCCCACGCUGUAUGGCCCGGGAGGCACGCUCGGCCCCAACGGCACCAGCGCUAAGCGCUACGAAGACUGCUCCAGCACCAUCGGCGAGGAUUCACAGAUCAAGUGUGAAUACAUGCUCAACUCCAUGCCCAAGCGCCUGUGCCUGGUGUGCGGCGACAUUGCGUCAGGUUACCACUAUGGUGUGGCCUCAUGCGAAGCCUGCAAGGCCUUCUUCAAGAGAACCAUUCAAGGCAAUAUUGAGUACAGCUGUCCCGCCACCAACGAAUGUGAGAUCACCAAGCGCAGACGGAAGUCCUGCCAAGCAUGUCGCUUUAUGAAGUGUCUGACCGUCGGAAUGAUGAGGGAAGGAGUGCGGCUGGACAGAGUGCGCGGCGGCAGACAGAAAUACAAACGUCGGAUAGAUGCAGAGAACAGUCCCUAUCUGAACCCACAGCUGGCUCUGCCACCCAAAAAGCCAUUCCCCUUUGGCUGCCUUGCAGAUAAUAAGAUCGUGUCACACUUGCUGGUGGCCGAGCCUGAGAAGAUCUAUGCCAUGCCGGACCCGACUGUGCCCGACAGUGACAUCAAGGCUUUGACCACGCUGUGUGACCUGGCAGACCGAGAACUGGUGGUCAAUAUCGGCUGGGCCAAGCACAUCCCAGGCUUCUCCACGCUGUCGCUGGCUGAUCAGAUGAGUCUUCUGCAGAGUGCGUGGAUGGAGAUCCUGAUCCUGCGUGUGGUCUACCGGUCACUGUCAUUCGAGGACAAGCUGGUAUACGCUGAGGACUACAUCAUGGACGAGGACCAGUCCAAGCUGGCUGGCCUGCUAGACCUGAACAAUGCCAUCCUGCAACUGGUGAAGAAGUACAAGACCAUGAAGCUGGAGAAAGAGGAGUUUGUGACUCUGAAAGCUAUAGCGCUUGCAAAUUCAGACUCCAUGCACAUAGAGGACGUGGAGGCGGUGCAGAAGUUGCAGGAUGUGCUGCACGAGGCGCUGCAGGACUACGAGAGCAGCCAGCACACUGAGGACCCCCGUCGCGCCGGAAAGCUGCUUAUGACGCUGCCUCUGCUGCGCCAGACAUCCACUAAAGCCGUGCAGCACUUCUACAGCAUCAAACAGGACGGCAAGGUGCCCAUGCACAAACUCUUCCUGGAGCUGCUUGAGGCCAAGGUCUAGCUCGGCCACCGUUGCCUAGACCGGUUCUGCUGGGCAUACACACGAGCGCUCUCACUACACUGGGCAGGCUAUGACUGAUAUACCGUUUGCGAAACUUUUCUCCAUAAACGACGGUAUCUAAUAAUGACAAGCAACUUAACCUUAACGAUACUCCGAACUGUUGACUUUAUGCUAGAUGCAUAAAUGAACCAAUAAAGUAUGGUUGUUGAGGAAAAAAAAAACAUGCUGAAUAGGACAAAAAAAAGACUUCCACUAUUUAGCAGCAGGACUUUGAACCAGCUUUUGACUUGUUCUUCUCUGAAAACCAGUGCAGUUUUUAGAGCUUUCGAAGAACAUUUUGUUGAUUUUCACCUAAAAAAGGAACCUGGAUCCAAGAAUGACAAACCCUGCCAAAGGAAGGAGUUCCACUGAGUGGGAUGCCAAUGAAACUGUAAUGUCCCAAACCCACGUCCAAUAGUCCCUCUUUAACAACCGGCCACAACCUAACAGCAGGCAGUAGUGUUACCACCUGACCUCACAACAGCAGUUUGACAGCACAUUCGCCAAACAGAGAUUUUGUUUGUUUGUUUGUUUGUUUGUUUGUUUGUUGGUUUACUUCUGGCUUCUUUUUUUUCCCCCCAUCUGAAGAAGCUGCUCCUAAUAUUCAUUUAAACCACGAGCAGUCACUGGGGCUUGAUUCCCUUCUUCUUUCCUUUCGAGUCUUCCAGACACUUCUAGCCACUUUUAAUGAUUUCACCAUUAUCUUUUCAGGGAAUAUCCUGAGCAUUAGUCUCUCAUGCAAUACAAAACAGAGGUACUGUAGUGGACAAGGAAUAGACUAAUUUAUUUAUUGAUAUUUUACUGUGCUUUAUCUCAGUGCAUUUAUACUGAAGGGUGUAAAUAUGUAGUAUGGACGUCAUUCUAGCAUUUGAUCACAUGUUGAUAAUUGAACAGGUUUUUUUUUUCUACCAACUCUAACACUUUCAGUAACUGUUACGAGUCGGGAGAGAAUGCUUGCUAUCUUCUCUAAGCAAUAGAGGUUUUAAAAGGAGUGUAAAUUUAUGCAAUUUCUGUUCGUGCCCGUGUUUUUUGGAAACGAGAUUUCUUGCAGCUUUAACUUUCCUUUAUGUGGUUGAUACAGUAUGAUAUUUGACCGAUAUGGUGGCCAGAAGGACCAUGAACAUUAACUCAACACAAUGAUAUAUGCAUUUCUAUUACCACCAAACUUACUUUUACUGAUAUCAUUUUAUCAAAGCAGUAUAUUAGCACUUAGGAAGAACAUCAUUGUAGCUCUAGUUUCAUGUGGUUCAUACCGAACAGCCCAUGAUAUCAUGAUGUAAUCUUCAGUAUGGAAAUUUUCUUUAGCUGAGGUCAAGUAACUAAGCAAGCUAUCCACUACACCCAUCAGAAAUAUGUCAGUAUUAGUAGGUCUAUGGGGGUAUUUUCCUGAAUAUUCUUUAACAUUGUAUAUUGUAAAUGGACAGAUUAUAAAACUAACCCGAGACAUUUUAUUGGAACAAAAUUGAAAAAAAAAAAAAGGAAAAAAAAAGUUCAGCUUCUACGUGUUCCAUGCCUGCUGUACUUUUUCCUAAACUGCUUCUUUCUUUUCUUCCUUUUUCUUAUGCUCCAUGCGAUGAGAUGAUGUGGUUGUAUUCUUCUCCUGGUGAUUCCACUUUUUUGUGUGCCGUCCACUCUUUUUUUUUUUUUAAAAGACAGGGUAGAAACAGAGACACUACUGGAUGUAUGAAUCCUCAGGAGACAUGGAUGAUGGGUUUCAAAUAACUUUCUGGCAUAAAGAACUCUUGCGAAGUUACUGCUAGAUCAACAGUUUCAUGAUCAAUGUAAUCUAUACUGAUGUAUAAGUGAUUAACAGUUAUUUAAAGGAAGGAGCAACAUAUAUUUAAAAAGGGAUCAUUUUAUCUAACUACUUUCCUGUAGACUAACACUGUAUAUCUUAGGUUAAAAUGAAAAAAAAAAAUGCUUUUGAGUAUCUCAAAAUGAUAGUGGAUUUUUUUUAAUUAUUAUUAUUAUUUCAUUUUUUUAACACGCUGCUGUACAUAAGGCCUUCCAUGCUGAGCGAAUCUUGUAAUAUUAUCUUUAAAUCCUUGAGGCUGCAAAGGAAAGAAAUGUUAUGUUUUGGUGUAGGAUCCAGUUUCUAACACUCUCGCUUCAACUUUGUGUGCUAAUUAAAAAUGAAGAGAAAAGGACUUUAAAAAAAAAACAUCAUUCUUGGAAUAAAACAGGGAUAAGGGUUUUAUUUUUUCUCCCUUCUGUGUUCUUUAAAUACUGUGUAAUAAUUGUCAUUAGCUAUACAAAAUCUAUCAUUUAGACUGUGCUUUGGAGAGUGUAAAGUUAUUCUGGACAUUAAUCAUGGCUACUUGUUGGAUGGUCAAAAACUGGAGGGUUCGUGCUGUUGAUGGGAAGUUGGCACUUUCUUUCUUUUUUCCUUACACAGUUCAUGGCAGAAAGGUGCGGUUUCUUCCUUUCUUCCUGAUUUUUCUUUCCUCUUGUCUGUUACAUUUUGUCUUUCUUAUGACUAUGGUACAGAACACCAUGCAAACAUGAAGAUAUUUUUAAGUGAUUUAAGCAGAGCUUUCAUUUUUAUACUGUCACACAGAUGUUACAGCAAGCAGUCCUGGGCCUGGGUGUGUUAUAGGAGCUGACUUGGGAUCAGCCGUCCCUCUCUAUAAAUUCAAGACAAAACUGACCCACUUUGAGAAGUCUGACUCACCGUUAAAGGCUGAGGUGCACUGAGUCCUGAGUAUUUCCUUUUGUUACACGAAGCAUUCGCACAAAAAUAUGGAUUCUUCCAAAAAUAGCAUUUUCUGAACUCCUUUAGUGAUACUCACUGCAUAACUUUGAACACUAUAGUCCCAAGGUUAACUUAGAUCAUUAAGAGAAGGCUCUAUUUGCUCUAUUUGCUCUGUCGGUUUCAACAUAUUAGAGUAGAGAAAUGAAAAUGUAAAUUACCAACGAUACAUUUUUCCAACAUAUUUUCUUAUUUAAAGCAAUAUGUGUGGCAAUCAGGAGCCACACUCUGCAACUGACUUAGAUCAAAAAUGCUGUAUUUAUUGGACUAUUUUGCAAUGUAAGAAAUAAUAGGGGAAAAAAAAUAGAUGAUGUACAAACAACUGCUAUUUUUUAUUAUAGAGGACCUUAUGGGCAUGGGUUGUAUUUAUUCUCGUCUGCGAAAUGUAUCGAAGGAUUUUUGCAGCAGUCAAACAUGCAAAAUGGAAGAAACACUAAUCAACAGGAAGAACUGGAGGAAGAAGGGAGGAGGGGGGUAUUUAAAACAAACGAAGAAAAAAAAAAACCUAUAUGAUCAAUAAGAUGAUAUCAAUUUCAGUCCAGGAGUUGCUGAAACAGCCUGUAGUGAGAACCAUGUCUGUAGCUCUAGAUGUGCUCAACAUCAGUGAAACAAUUACUUGUAUAUUUUUGUGAUGUGUACCAUACAGUGUGCUCCAACAAUUCUGUCCAUUUGUGUAAAUGUAUUUAUUUUACAUUGUAUAUAUUGUUCAAUGCAAAAAGAGAGACCUAUGAUUCUGUAACUACGAUCAAUUCAGAUGUGUAACUCCAAUUAUGCCUUUCAGGAUAAUGGUAGAGCAAUAUUAAAACAUGCUUCCAGUUUUGA